UGUCACGAAUUUGUGUUAAAAACUAGUUUAAGCCGAAAACAGUAUGAGAUACGCUGCCCGUUAAUAUUUUCUCAGUUGGGUUUGUAUCUCCGAACUAAGAACAGCAACGACAUCAAUGGCGUACCGGUCGAUAUUUGAUGCCUCAGUGGUGCAGAAAGAGUUUGAGAUCAACGGAAUCAACUCUCAAUUCAUCCCCUUGAUUUGGAAGUAUGUUUUACAAAACCCAAAUUGUAAAUGGGAUGAAAUUCCAUCAUUACCUGCUGCUGCUUAUUCUCUUCUCAAUUCCAAGUUCUUGCCCAUUACUUCAACUCUUCACUCUGUGUCUCAUUCAACUGAUGAUGUUACCUCUAAACUUCUCAUUAAACUACAGAGUGGGGCGUUUGUGGAAGCGGUGAUAAUGAGAUAUGAUACGCGCUUAGGAAAAUAUGCUGGCAAGCAACGCCCAGGUGGACCAAGAGCAACACUAUGUGUGUCAUCUCAGGUUGGGUGUAAAAUGGGAUGUAAAUUUUGUGCAACUGGAAGCAUGGGAUUCAAAAGUAAUCUAUCAACUGGAGAAAUUGUGGAGCAAUUGGUCCAUGCCUUUCAUAUAUCAAAUAUACGUAAUAUUGUUUUCAUGGGGAUGGGAGAGCCAUUGAAUAAUUACUCCGCAUUGGUGGAAGCUGUUCGUAUCAUGACUAAAUCUCCAUUUCAGUUAUCACCAAAGAGGAUUACUAUUUCCACGGUUGGCAUUGUGCACGCUAUUAACAAGCUUCAACAUGAUCUUCCUCAGCUGAAUCUGGCCGUAUCGCUUCAUGCACCAGUUCAGGAUAUUCGGUGCCAAAUCAUGCCUGCCGCUAGGGCAUUUCCUUUGAAUAAACUUAUGGAUGCACUACAUUUAUACCAAAAGAAUAGUUUGCAGAAAAUAUUUAUCGAGUACAUAAUGCUUGAUGGUGUGAAUGAUGAAGAGCUGCAAGCACAUCAGCUAGGGAAAUUGCUCGAGACAUUGGAAGUGGUUGUAAAUCUCAUACCUUUCAAUCCCGUUGGUAACACAAGUCAAUUCAGAACGAGCAGCGAAGAAAAAGUGAAAAACUUUCAGAGAAUUCUAAGGGAGAAAUACAACAUUCGGACAACCGUUCGUAAAGAAAUGGGCCAAGAUAUAAAUGGCGCUUGUGGUCAGCUUGUGGUGAGUGAACAACAAAAGAAGAUGUUGGCAUCAAGCUCUGGUUUAGUUACUGACAUUGAAGAUCUUCAUCUUUGAUCAUAUAGCUAAUUCAUUAUAGCUUCUACAUUUUGUACGAACGUCUUCUAUUGUGCCGAUUUCAAUUAUUUUAGUAGGGUUGUACUUUGGUCAUUCCAUCGUUUGUGGGCUUGCUUCACUAAUUGCAAACGUUGGGUUAUACUACGGGGUCGAUUUUUUUUUCUUUUAGGUACUGUUACUUGUGACAGAACUAAAUUAAAAAAGAAAAACCGAAUUACAAAAAUCCCCUCCAUAACGCCUCCUCUCCCUUAUCUCAAACCCCCUCUUUUUAGAGGUUUUAGGUGCAUUUUUUAGGAGUUAUAAAGGGAUUGCUAACUUUUGGGUUUUUAAGCCUAUAAACCAUUAGAACAUGCUAAUUUCAUCAUGUAAUAUUGACCAUGGAUGGCUAUUAGGGGAGGCUAGGCGCACCUUAUAGAGCUAAUCUUUUCUCUUUUAUGACUCAAGCUUAAGGUUCCAAUCCCCUUUUAAUUAUAGAAAUUUCUAGUCAAUAAUAGUGAUUUGUAAAUCACCAUAAAAAGACAGAAAAUAAAUCAAAUAUAGAAAGAUAAAAUAAAAUCCCAAAAUUCCUCCCCUCUUAAAUCAUGUCACAUGA
Amaranthus tricolor (Joseph's coat) is the source of this 1829-nucleotide messenger RNA. RefSeq lists its product as uncharacterized. The transcript is spliced from 8 exons. The record is from RefSeq and is a predicted model, not a curated record. Gene Ontology annotation, biological process: rRNA base methylation; tRNA methylation. Gene Ontology annotation, molecular function: RNA methyltransferase activity; iron-sulfur cluster binding. Lineage: Eukaryota; Viridiplantae; Streptophyta; Magnoliopsida; Caryophyllales; Amaranthaceae. Bases 116 to 1237 code for a protein of 373 amino acids.